AUGAAUACCAGGGCACAGGACGCUUUGGACUUGUCUUCGGACCAGCUGAUUGGCUCAGCCCUGAAGGUCAUGAAAUUGUCUGUGGAUAACCGUCGAGGUAUAUCCGACCAGCCGAUCGUGAAAAUAACCCAGCCCGAAGUCGCGCAGAAGUUCGCUCGUCUUGCGAGGCCCCAGCAUCACCCUAUACCGAUCGACACCGUCCUCGAGAAUGCGCGAGAAGUGUUUGACCACCGGAUCCGCAUGGACCAUCCGAGAUUCUUUGGUUUCAUACCGUCUCCCGCGUCCGACUGGUCUUGGCUGGGGGAGGUGCUCAAUACAGCGUUCAACACACAUGCUGGCAGCUGGCUUCAAAGCUCUGGGCCAAGCGCAAUCGAGCAAUCUCUAAUCUCCUGGAUGGCUUGUGACUUGCUCGGUUUCCCCCCGACUGCGGGAGGCUGUUUCGUUUCGGGCGGGUCGAUGGCAAAUCUGUCGGCGCUCAUGGUGGCCCGUGAUCAAAAGCUGGAUUUCGAGGAAAGGACACGAGCAGUCAUUUACACUUCUGAUCAAACCCAUUCUUCCAUUGUCAAAGGUCUCCGCAUUCUCGGGUUCCACGACCGGCAGGUCGCCAAAAUCGAAUGUGAUCAACAUUUCCGGAUGAACACGGCCAUGUUGCGUCUGCGGAUCGAGCACGAUCGUCGAUCUGGGAAGAAACCUUUCCUAGUCGUGGGGAGUUGUGGUACAACGAAUACGGGGAGCGUUGACCCUUUGGAUGAGCUGGCUGCGAUUGCACAAAAGGAAGAUCUAUGGCUCCAUGUGGAUGGAGCGUAUGGUGCAUCCGCAGCACUGUCCAAGAGCCGGAAGUCUUUGAUCAAACAUGUGGGGCUCUGUGACAGUAUCUCUUGGGAUGCCCAUAAAUGGCUCUUCCAGACAUACGGCUGCGGAAUGGUACUGGUUCGCGACCGGAAACUUCUCAUGGACUCAUUCCGGACUGGUGCCGAGUAUACACAAGACGCCCCAGAUGGACCUGAAGAGUAUCCCAACUUUUGGAAUUACACCCAAGAAUUGACGCGUCCCGCAAGGGCCAUGAAGCUAUGGUUCUCCUUUCAGAUGUUGGGACUGGAUGCUGUACAAAGGGGUAUUGAACAUGCGUUCGAACUGGCAGAAACGGCGCAAGCCACUCUGGAGAGGCUUGAACACUGGCAAGUCCUGUCACCGGCACAAAUGGGCAUCAUUUGUUUCCGAUAUCAACCCCCCGGGCUCGACGAAUUCGCCCUGGAAAACCUCAACAAGGAAAUAUCAAGGAUUGCGAUCGAGAACAACGUGGCUGCAGCAUUGACCACGCGAUUGUCGGGGAAACUUGUCAUCAGGAUAUGUAGCAUGCACCCCGAUCUGAAAAACGACGAAAUGAUGCAGAUCAUCAAAAGCCUGGAUCACAUUGCACAAGCUAAACUGCAGAAAUAG
This is a messenger RNA of Fonsecaea multimorphosa CBS 102226, 1440 nucleotides long. RefSeq lists its product as uncharacterized. NCBI's taxonomy places the organism in Eukaryota, Fungi, Ascomycota, Eurotiomycetes, Chaetothyriales, Herpotrichiellaceae. Bases 1 to 1440 code for a protein of 479 amino acids. The transcript has a single exon. The record is from RefSeq and is a predicted model, not a curated record. Gene Ontology annotation, molecular function: carboxy-lyase activity; pyridoxal phosphate binding. Gene Ontology annotation, biological process: amino acid metabolic process.